Saprolegnia diclina VS20 is the source of this 810-nucleotide messenger RNA. RefSeq lists its product as hypothetical. The coding region runs from base 13 to 810 and encodes 265 amino acids. NCBI's taxonomy places the organism in Eukaryota, Oomycota, Saprolegniomycetes, Saprolegniales, Saprolegniaceae. The transcript has a single exon. The record is from RefSeq and is a predicted model, not a curated record.
UCGAUACAAGACAUGCUUUUGGACGGUAUCAUUGUCCGCGAUGGGCCCGCGCCGCUCGCCAAGCUUCAUGGCGCACCGUACUUUUUCCUGACGAUGGUCGUCAUGCAAUAUGCCCACUUUGUGCUGCUUCCGCACUACGGCGUCGCUGGCUUUAGCAUGUACAUGCUCAUCGCUAUUCCCAUGUUGACGCUUGAUGGCCUCGUCUCCAACAGUUUUGGCAAGAACGUUGUGAAUCUCCGCGCCCACGGCUUCUCUGACGCCACGACGGUGGCGACAAUGCUGUUCAACACGGUGGUGUCUCAGUUCUUGACGUUCGUCGUCGUGUACUACAUGGGCACGCCUGACGCGCUUGCUGGUCUUCUGCACCCUUCGUCCUACUCGCCUUGGAUUGCCGCUGCGAUCGCCAUCAACCUUGCGCUCACCGAGGCGCUCUUCUUCGCGGCCCACAAGCUCCUCCACGAAGUGUGGCCGCACGUGCACGUGAUGCACCACUGCUGCCUGCACUCGUCGCACUCAACCAACGCCAUUUUCCACCCGCUGGAUUUAGCAUUCGAGUUUGGCGGCCCCGGCACCGUCGUUUUCGCGAUGCACUUUUUCGUUUGGGAGCAGAAUCGCACGGUGCUUCUCGCAACGUACCUCAUUGUCCAAACGUACUAUGCGAUCGACCACAGCGAGUGGCUCCAGACGUACCACUACAAGCACCACGCACAGAUCAACGCGGUGUACACGAUUUACGUCAACCAUCGGUCGUCCCCGCAGCUUGAUCAAGUGCGCAGCCUCGUCAACAAGCCGCUUAAGAGCAUAAACUGA